This is a messenger RNA of Nyctereutes procyonoides (raccoon dog), 452 nucleotides long. It is a transcript of the gene PLD6, whose product is annotated as phospholipase D family member 6. NCBI's taxonomy places the organism in Eukaryota, Metazoa, Chordata, Mammalia, Carnivora, Canidae. The coding region runs from base 1 to 426 and encodes 141 amino acids. The record is from RefSeq and is a predicted model, not a curated record. The transcript is spliced from 4 exons. Gene Ontology annotation, cellular component: mitochondrion. Gene Ontology annotation, molecular function: RNA endonuclease activity producing 5'-phosphomonoesters, hydrolytic mechanism. Gene Ontology annotation, biological process: piRNA processing.
AUGUCUCCAUGCCUCAUCCUCACUUUCUGCGGUGCACAGCGGGGCUGGGGCUCGCUAAGCCCGCAGCUGGGCCGCGCGGUGCAGCUGCUGCACCAGCGCGGGGUGCGCGUCCGGGUCAUCACCGACUGCGACUACAUGGCCCUGAACGGCUCGCAGAUCGGCCUGCUCCGCAAGGCAGGCAUCCAGGUGCGACAUGAUCAGGACCUUGGCUACAUGCAUCACAAGUUCGCCAUCGUGGACAAGAAGGUGCUGAUCACGGGCUCCCUUAACUGGACCACACAAGCCAUCCAGAACAACAGAGAAAAUGUUUUGAUUAUGGAGGAUGAGGAGUAUGUGAGGCUUUUUCUGGAAGAAUUUGAACGUAUUUGGGAAGAGUUUAAUCCUACCAAGUACACCUUUUUCCCAAAGAAGAAACGAAGUCAAUGAAGCUGUGCUGUCUCCACUGUCUGCAG